UUGAGAAUAGAUUUUGAUAAAUGAGAAAGAUAGUGGUAUGAAUGAUUCAAUGUAUAUAUAUUGGAUCAAAGAGGUUAGAGAUCAAUUACCUUCUGUCAUUCUAAAAAUCAACAAAACCAAUGUCUCAAUCCUUAAAUCAGGCGGCCAUUGAUGAAGCAAUUGCACUAGGAAUAGAUUUGCAGUUUGAUGAUUUAUACCUAACGAUUAACGACCCGGAUGAUAUCGCAUUGAAAAUCAAACAAAAAGAAGAAGCGCUUUCCAUACAAGCUGAUGAAGAAUAUGCAAAAAUGUUGCAAUUACAGGAAGAUGAAGAAUUGGCAAAAAAUUUGCAUGCCAUGGAAGAAAACCCUCCAAACAUUCCUCAGCCUGAUGUUCCUUCGACUAGUAGAGGAACUAGUGGCCUUAACGAUGGUGAGAGGCCUCAGGAUCAGCCUACCCUUGUUGCUAAUCCCAUAAAUUCAGAAUCAAAUAAUUUACCUAAUCAAACUGCUAUUGAGAACAACGAUCCCGAAAAUGGGUUAGGAGAAUCAACCGAGGAAGUCAGUAAAGAAGGAUUACCAGAAAAUAUAAUCUCGGGAUUACCAACUCAAAAGUACAGUCGCAAAACUUGGUGGUGUUCAAAGAAAACUUUUGUUCCCGAUAAAAAAGAGUGUUCCAUAUGUAUAGUCGACUAUGAGAAGGGAGAUAAGAUAACUAUCUUACCAUGUAAACAUGCCUUCCAUAAGGAUUGCAUUUCAAAUUGGUUAAAAGAAAACAAGGUAUGCUGCGAAUGCCAAGCCGAGGUUGUUCCAUAAUGCUAAUUCUCAUGGGAUAAUAAUGAUUUAACACUAUAUUAAGCUAGGGUUUUGUAAUAAUGUUCUAGCAAUUUCGUGAAAAUUUAAAAUCAUUUAAAAGAGCAA
Molecule: messenger RNA, 899 nt
Organism: Arabidopsis lyrata subsp. lyrata
Lineage: Eukaryota; Viridiplantae; Streptophyta; Magnoliopsida; Brassicales; Brassicaceae
Product: E3 ubiquitin ligase BIG BROTHER-related
Exons: 6
Coding region: 120-794 (224 amino acids)
Biological process (GO): protein ubiquitination; negative regulation of organ growth
Molecular function (GO): ubiquitin conjugating enzyme binding; ubiquitin-protein transferase activity
Source: RefSeq, a predicted model, not a curated record